Molecule: messenger RNA, 1095 nt
Organism: Schistocerca piceifrons (Central American locust)
Lineage: Eukaryota; Metazoa; Arthropoda; Insecta; Orthoptera; Acrididae
Exons: 2
Coding region: 352-858 (168 amino acids)
Source: RefSeq, a predicted model, not a curated record
UUUGUAGCCGUGUAGGUAGAGAUCGCUGGUAGUUAUGUAUGUAAACAAUUUGACUGUGCACGUGCGUCUGUUUAUUUACAGUGAAGAGAAGUGACAUGAAAAUUUUGUUGUGCAGGAGAAUGUACUUCUGUGGUUUGAAGUAUUAUUAUGGGGAAUACUGACACCCAUUUAACUGAAACGGUAUAAACGUAAAAUCACUACUUAUCUAACUUCGUGCUGUGAUUUGCUCCUGGUCGUAUACGAGCUGUUGCUACUAUACUGAAGGAGAUAUUUGCGAGUAACUAAAUAAAUAAAUCAAUCAAUCAGGCCUUAAGUGUCUUCGAUCAGCUCGUAUGCCAUUACAACCGUAAUAUGGUCGAUGAACUGUCCUUCGUCAAAACGAAAUGUGCAGAGCUGCGGAAAGAUGCAGCAGCAUCUUUCGAGUGUGUCGUGUUUGAAGAUAAGAGAAAAGGAGUCGUUGGCAGAAAUUCCUCCAGUAAAAAGAACGCAAAAAAAUCUGUACUCAAUAGUAGUGACAUUGAUAUUAGGAGAGUAAAACGAGAAGUAAUCAAAUUUGGCUUAAGUGGCUUCGAUGCGAAAACGAAGCAGGAAGCAAAAAUCGAGCAGGCUAUAAGACUCGGUGCGAAACCACCAAAAAAGAAGUAUGUUAAUUAUAAAGAGCUCAAAGCCGAAAAAGCGCGCCAGUUACAGGAAGCAGAAGAAAAGAAGAAGUUGAUGGAUGCUGGAAAAAUUAAAGGUGUUUCUAGCGACAAGGGCAAGAAAUAUUUAGCAAUCAAGAAGCGAAAGGAUAAUAUUUUGCAAGCUUAUGGCAAGGUAUCUUCAAGUUUUAAAAACAAGAAAGGGCGUAGGAAGAAGUGACUUAUAUAAUGCUCCACAGGACGUUUCCUGUAAAACAGUUGUAUACGUUUGUCUAUGCUGCCUGUGGCAUGAAAGUGCUAACAUACUGGUUACCUUAUUCUCCAGAGUGAGAAAUUAGCUGUCCAGAGAUGCAGUGUAUAUACUGGGGAUUGGCUGUGAGUUAAGGAACUUAACUGGAUUGUAAACAUCAGUGUUAUGUAGAUGAAACAUCAAAUUAAUAAAACUAUUGGUAAUAUA